Molecule: messenger RNA, 2230 nt
Organism: Sphaeramia orbicularis (orbiculate cardinalfish)
Lineage: Eukaryota; Metazoa; Chordata; Actinopteri; Kurtiformes; Apogonidae
Gene: vps45
Product: vacuolar protein sorting 45 homolog
Exons: 15
Coding region: 185-1891 (568 amino acids)
Biological process (GO): vesicle-mediated transport
Source: RefSeq, a predicted model, not a curated record
CACCGAACCGGAAGGAAACGUGUGUCUUGAGCUGCAGCGUUUUAGUUGUUUGGGUUCGAGCUACAGCCGAUUCUGUCCAAAACAAACGGACAAACAGAAUAAAUUCGGUGCGGGGCAAGUCUCCAGUGGACUAAAGACGCUGUUCUCCGUUUCCCGUUGGUCUGUGCAGCUGUAGUUCGUCAAAAUGAACGUGACUCUCGCCGUGAAACAGUACGUGUCGAAGAUGAUCGAGAACAGCGGACCCGGGAUGAAGGUCCUGCUGAUGGACCGGGAGACGACGAGUAUAGUGAGUGUGGUUUAUACCCAGUCUGAGAUCCUGCAGAAGGAGGUUUACUUGUUUGAACGAAUCGACUCCCAGAACAGAGACAGCAUGAAACACCUGAAGGCCAUCUGUUACCUGAGACCCACCAAGGAGAAUGUUGAACAUCUGAUCCAGGAGCUGAGGAGACCAAAGUACAGCGUCUACUUUAUCUAUUUCAGUAAUGUGAUCAGUAAGAGUGAAAUCAAAGCUCUGGCAGAGGCUGAUGAACAGGAAGUGGUGGCAGAGGUCCAGGAGUUUUAUGGAGAUUUCAUCGCUGCGAAUCCGCACCUGUUCUCUCUGAACCUGCAGGGAAUCUCCAGGGGGCGGAGCUGGGAGCCGUCAAUGUUGUCUCGUUGUACUCAAGGUUUGACAUCAGUCCUUCUCGCUCUGAAGAAAUGUCCGAUGAUCCGCUACCAGCUGUCCUCUGACAUGUCCAAACGGCUGGCUGAGAGCGUCAAGCAAAUCAUCACCAAAGAGUACGAGCUGUUUGACUUCAGGAAGACGGAGGUUCCUCCUCUGCUGCUGAUCCUCGACCGCAGCGAUGACGCCAUCACACCUCUGCUCAACCAGUGGACAUACCAGGCGAUGGUCCACGAGCUGCUGGGCCUCAACAACAACCGUAUCGACCUGUCCAGAGUCCCAGGAAUCAGCAAAGACCUGAGAGAGGUGGUCCUGUCAGCAGAGAACGACGAAUUCUACGCCAAUAACCUGUACCUGAACUUUGGUGAAAUCGGCACAAACAUAAAGAACCUGAUGGAGGAUUUCCAGAAGAAGAAACCGAAAGAACAACAGAAACUAGAAUCAAUAUCAGACAUGAAGGCCUUUGUAGAUAACUACCCUCAGUUCAAGAAGAUGUCGGGCACCGUGUCUAAGCAUGUGACCGUGGUGGGUGAACUGUCCCGUCUGGUGUCAGAGCGUCAGCUGAUGGAGGUGUCAGAGGUCGAACAGGACCUAGCCUGUCAGAACGACCACUCCAACGCCCAGCAGAACGUGCGUCGGCUGCUGCAGAACCCUCGUCUCAGUGAACUGGACGCCGUCCGCCUCGUUAUGCUCUACGCUCUGAGGUAUGAGCGCCACAGCAGCAGCAUCCUGCCGUCUCUGAUGGAUGAGCUGAGCCGCCGAGGAGUAUCUGAACGCCACCGCAGAAUGGUUCAGGCUGUGGUCGAGUACGGAGGGAAGAGAGUCAGAGGAAGUGACCUCAUCACACCGACGGAUGCAGUUGCAAUCACAAAGCAGUUCCUCAAAGGCCUCAAGGGAGUGGAGAAUGUGUACACUCAGCAUCAACCUCUGCUUCACGACACUCUGGAUCAGCUGAUCAAAGGCCGACUGAAGGACAGUCAAUUCCCGUAUCUGGGAGCCAGCACCCUGAGAGACAGGCCUCAGGACAUCAUUGUAUUUAUAAUCGGUGGAGCCACAUAUGAAGAAGCUCUGACUGUUUACAACCUGAACCGCAGCACACCUGGAGUCCGCAUCGUCCUGGGAGGAAGCACCAUCCACAACACCAAGAGUUUUCUGGAGGAAGUGAUGGCAGCAACAGGUCACAGCAGCGACAGGACACAAGGAGGCGGGCGCCAUGGCAACAGACGCUGAACAGGAAGACUUCUGACCCACAACAAUGUUGACAUUCCGUCUGUGUGUGUGUGUUUGUUUUUGAUUAAAGGAGCAGUCUAACAUUUCCAUCUCCUGUUCAGUCCAGGUUAGCUUAGCUGAGCACAAAGGCUGGAAGCGAAGGGAAACUGUUAGCUGAGCCCUAUCACAAGAAAUGUCUUUAACCUGUUGAUGCUUCAUGUUUAUGUGAGAUAAAGUGUAAUAUUAAGACUGGUGCCUGAAAUAUUUUAUUUCAAAAUGACUGUAAAAAAAAAAAUUUAAUAAAAUACAAAUGUAAGAGAUGUGGUUCAUGUCAUUAAAAGCUAAGGUGCAGGGCCUAUA